Messenger RNA from Cryptotermes secundus, 3104 nucleotides. Its product is annotated as organic cation transporter protein. Gene Ontology annotation, cellular component: membrane. Gene Ontology annotation, biological process: transmembrane transport. The record is from RefSeq and is a predicted model, not a curated record. The transcript is spliced from 11 exons. Lineage: Eukaryota; Metazoa; Arthropoda; Insecta; Blattodea; Kalotermitidae. The coding region runs from base 149 to 1828 and encodes 559 amino acids. Gene Ontology annotation, molecular function: transmembrane transporter activity.
GAACAAAAGCAAAUGGAUUCGCGUGCGUCGGGCCAUGAUUUUAUCCCUUCCCUCGUGAACGGAUAAAUUGUUGAGAGGAGGAGGCAAGCAGAGAGACAGUUCGUGUGUUGUGCCAGUGACCGGUGCCAGCUGGUCCAUUCACCUCAACAUGGGCAAAGCUGAGAGAGGAAAAGAAGAUAAUUCGGAUGUGGUACAGUCCUGUAUUGGUAACUUCGGACGGUGGCAGUUAUGGUUAUGCUUGUGGAUAUCCGUCCUCAAGUUCCCCGUGGCUUGGCACUCUCUAGGAAUCGUGUUUUUGGCGCCCCCCGUCGACUCAUGGUGCAGAAGGCCCACAGCCUUGCAGAAUCUGACAGAUGAGCAGUGGCGUAACAUGAGCCAGCCCUCUGCAGCGUCGGGGACUCAGGAUCGAGACUCAUGCAGAAUGUACGACGUCAAUUACACCGCAGAGCCUUAUAAUAGGCCGCCCUCCAAUCACAGCACUGUUGCGUGUGUCGACUGGGAAUAUGACCGGUCUGUCUUCCGAGAAACCAUUGUGACCCAGUGGGACCUGGUCUGUGAUCGGAGGCAGCUCGCAAAUGUUGCCCAGACCGUGUUCAUGUUCGGCAUCCUAGUGGGAAACGUUCUGUUUGGAAUGGUGGCUGACAGAUUUGGUCGCAAGGAGCCCCUGGUUGUGGCUUGCGUGAUGCAGGCAGUGUUCGGGUCUGCGUGCGCAUUCAUACCCUGGUUCGAAGGAUUCCUGGUGAUGCGGUUUCUUACAGCAGCUGCUGUUGGGGGCUCCAUGGUCACAAGUUUCGUCAUCUGCAUGGAGAUUCUGGGAGGAUGGUGGAGAAUGGCCUUCUCUGUUUUAUUUCACUUGCCUUUCAGUGUGGGACAUGCAACCCUACCGGCCAUUGCUUACUUCGCCAAGGACUGGCACAUAUUCCAGUUGGCCAUAUCUCUGCCUUCAAUUCUCUCAUUGGUUUAUUGGUGGGUAAUCCCUGAAUCGCCACGCUGGCUGCUGGCAGUUGGCAGGGACGACAAAGCAAUCGAGAUUCUGGACCGGGCCGCCAGGAUCAACAAGUUAGACACUUCGACUCUAGCACAGAGAAUACAAUCGAUCAGCAUUCACAAGAACAAGACCAAGGAUGUUGAGAAUAUGAAAAAGGCGAACAUCCUGGACUUGUUCAGGACGCCUAACAUGCGCCUCAAGACUGUCUGCAUGUACUUCAUCUGGGUUGUCUGCGGUCUCUGCUUCUAUGGGCUCUCGCAGUACAUGGGCCAAAUCGGGGGCAACAUCUUCAUCAACGUCGCCAUUUCCGGUUUAAUCUCUCUCCCUGGAAUGUCAAGCUGUAUAUACCUGAUGGGGAGAUUCGGGCGGAAAAGAACAAUUCUCUCCUCGCUAAUGCUCGCAGCGGUUUCUUGUCUCCUCAUCAUGGCGGUGCCUCAAACGCCGGAGUGGCCCAAAGCGACGCUGGCAGCGUUGGGAAUCUUUGGGAUGUCUGUGGCCUUCCCCACUGCAUACCUCUACGCCGCAGAACUGUUUCCCACCGUGGUGCGAAACGUGGGACUCGGGUCUUCUUCCAUGUGCGCCCGCUUCGGAUCUAUGGUUGCGCCCUACGUCACCUCUCUGACGACGUUUGGCUUUUUUGUGCCACCUCUGACGUUUGGAGUAGCCCCAUUAGUUGGGACCCUUCUGUGUCUCUUUCUCCCAGAGACAGCCAACACAAAGCUUCCAGAUACCCUGGAGGAAGGAGAGAGUUUCGGAAAGAAAAUAAAUAAAACCAAAACCACAACAGGAUCCUCAAAUAAGGGCUUCAUUGAUGAGGACAGUCCAGUGAAGCCGUAUUAAAUAAUUACAUACUUUUAAUUCUGCUCCUUUGUGACUUCGCCAAUAUUUGGAGUAGUGACAGCUAAUAAUAUUUUGGCUACAUGUACCCAGUCACAUCCUCAAGUACCUGGAUUCCGUCUCAACACAAUCUUAGUGUCUAUACAGUGAUAGUGUUUGUAGUGGCUAUGUUGGCUAUUAGUGUUCAUGGAGAACAUGAAAGUAAUGAAAAAGGCCAUAAAGAUUUGUAAUCAUGUAAUCUUGUUAAAUAAUCAAAAUUAACAGCUUCACAAAUUUAAAAUGCUAAUUCUUUUCCAGUCUUCUACAUGACAAAUGGUAACUGGCAGAAAGCCUGCCGCAAAAGCACUGCUAGACGAAAUGUCUCUUAUCUCUGACAUGUCUUAUGAAUGAUGGAUGCAUUAUGGACCUGAUAUGUUGUGACGUCAUGUAGGCUAUAGUAUUACCACUUGGAUAAAGCAACUUUAUAUAACGAGAUGGAUUUAAAAAAUUACAUUCCAUGUAGAGAUUUUUUUAAAUAAUUUAUAUGGUUUUUGAAAUGGUGUUUUCAUAAAUAAUUGCCAGUAUAAGGUUAUAAAGGUAUAAAAAUAGACGUUCACGGAGAUUUUCCUCCAAUAAAAAUAUUUCAGUGUUGAAACUACGAACUUCUUCAUCCCUCUGCAAACGAUGGAUCAGACACUGAAUUAUUCAGUUAACACCUCUUCCAUAACAGUAUCAAAAGUGGAUUCGAUUUCUUCCCUGCAGGUCUUUUAGUUGUUAUGAGGAAUAUUGAGGUAAAUGUUGCCAUUAAAACUCCCCACAAAAAUAAAUCUUAACGGUUAUUGUUUCAGGAAUACGGUGACCUUGAGCGGCCACAUUGAAACCGUUGUGGCAAAAGGUUUGACAUUACUCGUGCGCCUAAUAUUCGCAGAAUAUAUACUGCAUGGAUAAAAAGCCGCCUUGUUCAUGUUUCCUGAGUCCUGAAUUACUAGGUGUACGUCAUGAACAAGCAGCUGAAAAUAUGAAUACUUGUUAACAGUCCCUUCCAGAGAUGUUGGGCGAAUAUGUCUUGAAGGCUGAUAAGGAGGUCGCAGGUCCCUUUACUAAAAAUAUUCUUAUUUUCUUGCGUCCUGUCCUAUGUUACAUUCCAGCUGUGAAAAUACUUCCGCGUUUAAAUGGUAUUAACAUAUUUUUUCAAGAUCCUAUAUUACGAACUUUGCAAAUCUUGUAGGUUUUGAGGUUUUCACGGCGAUGACAAUGAAGAAAGUCGUCUUCUGGGUUUAGGCACCGUGUAUUCUUCGUU